GACAUCUCCAAUAUUUCAGCUUCAGACCUCCCGUGCGUCCACGAUUAGACAUCCGACCUGAUAAUCUCUCCAAAACAGAUACAGAAGUUCGGCGAAGACCUAAAGAUCUCUGUUUCUUCGUCCGGAGUAGACCAAUUUGCCCAACCGGACUGGUUUUAUUCCGGCGAAAAUGAGCGUUGUUGGUUUUGAUUUCGGCAACGAAAGCUGCAUUGUUGCUGUUGCUCGGCAGCGAGGCAUAGACGUUGUUCUUAAUGAUGAAUCAAAACGUGAGACUCCUGCUAUCGUCUGCUUUGGUGAGAAACAGCGGUUCAUUGGAACCGCUGGGGCCGCUUCCACAAUGAUGAACCCAAAAAAUUCGGUCUCUCAGAUUAAACGUUUGAUCGGGAGGCAAUUUUCUGAUCCCGAGCUCCAACUUGAUCUUAAAGCCUUCCCCUUCACCGUUACAGAAGGGCCUGAUGGUUAUCCAUUAAUUCACGCUCGAUACUUGGGAGAAGCAAGAGCCUUUACACCAACGCAGCUUUUGGGGAUGGUAUUGUCAAAUCUGAAGAGCAUAGCAGAGAAGAAUCUGAAUGCAGCAGUAGUGGACUGUUGUAUUGGUAUUCCGGUGUAUUUCACAGAUCUUCAAAGAAGAGCAGUUUUGGAUGCCGCUACGAUAUCUGGUUUGCAUCCUCUCCAUUUGAUUCAUGAAACGACUGCCACAGCGUUAGCUUAUGGAAUAUACAAGACAGAUUUGCCUGAGAACGACCAAUUAAAUGUUGCUUUUGUUGACAUUGGCCAUGCAAGCAUGCAGGUAUGCAUUGCAGGCUUCAAGAAAGGGCAGCUGAAGAUUCUCUCACAUGCAUUUGACCGGUCACUUGGAGGUCGAGAUUUCGAUGAAGUUCUGUUCCAGCACUUUGCAGCAAAGUUUAAAGAAGAGCUUAAGAUGGAUGUUUACCAAAAUGCACGGGCUUGCCUUAGGCUGCGUGCUGCUUGUGAGAAGCUGAAGAAGGUACUUAGUGCAAACCCGGUGGCACCGUUGAACAUAGAGUGCUUAAUGGAUGACAAGGAUGUCAGAGGCAUCAUCAAGAGGGAGGAGUUUGAGCAGCUCAGUGUUCCAAUUUUGGAGCGUGUGAAGGUACCUUUACAGAAGGCUCUUGCAGAAGCUGGACUAACUGUCGAAAAUGUCCAUUCAGUGGAAGUUGUUGGUUCGGGGUCACGUGUUCCCGCAAUCAUUAGAAUCUUGACUGAAUUUUUUGAAAAGGAACCAAGGCGCACUAUGAAUGCCAGUGAAUGUGUUGCCCGAGGUUGUGCACUUCAAUGUGCAAUCCUCAGUCCAACUUUCAAAGUGCGGGAGUUCCAGGUCAAUGAGAACUUUCCCUCUCCAAUUGCCUUGUCAUGGAAAGGGUCUGCACCUGAUUCCCAAAUUGGUUCUGCAAAUCAUCAGCAAAGCACCAUAGUCUUCCCCAAGGGAAAUCCACUGCCCAGUGUCAAGGCCUUGACAUUUUAUAGGUCAGGAACAUUUACAAUUGAUGUUCACUAUGCUGAUGUGAGCGAAUUGCAGGCACCGGCAAAGAUCAGCACUUACACGCUUGGUCCAUUCCAAUCUGCAAAAGGUGAACGUGCAAAACUGAAAGUGAAAGCUCGUUUGAAUCUGCAUGGCAUUGUGUCUGUGGAAUCUGCAACAUUGCUGGAGGAAGAAGAAGUUGAAGUUCCAGUUGUAAAGGAGCCAGCAAAGGAAGGUACAAAGAUGGAGACUGAUGAGGCUCCUGCUGACACUGCAGCUGAAAGUGAUGUAAACAUGCAAAAUGCCCAAGGUAGCACUGAUGCAUCUGGUGUUGAAAAUGGUGCUCCUGAGUCUGGGGAUAAGCCUGUGCAGAUGGAAACAGAUGCAAAGCAGGUUGAGGCGCCAAAGAAGAAGGUAAAGAAGACAAAUGUCCCAGUUACAGAGUUUGUUUAUGGGGGAAUGCCACCUGCUGAUGUGCAAAAAGCAGUGGAGAAAGAGUUUGAAAUGGCCCUCCAGGACCGAGUGAUGGAAGAAACGAAGGACAGGAAGAAUGCAGUGGAGGCUUACGUUUAUGACAUGAGAAAUAAGUUGAAUGACAAGUUACAAGAAUUUGUGACUUCUUCAGAGGGGGAGGGAUUGAUUGCUAAACUACAGGAGGUUGAGGAUUGGCUGUAUGAAGAUGGUGAGGAUGAAACCAAGGGUGUCUAUGUUGCUAAGCUUGAGGAACUCAAGAAGCUAGGGGAUCCUAUUGAGGAGCAUUACAAGGACAACUUGGAGAGAGGACCAGCAAUUGAACAACUUAUCUAUUGCAUCAACAGUUUCAGAGAGGCAGCAUUGUCGAAUGAUCCUAAAUUUGAUCACAUUGACAUUGCUGAGAAACAGAAGGUGGUAAAUGAGUGUGUGGAAGCAGAGGCAUGGUUGAGAGAGAAAAUGCAGCAACAGGAAAGCCUCCCAAAAUAUUCACCCCCCGUUUUGCUGUCAGCUGAUGUGAGAAGGAAAGCAGAAGCAGUUGACAGGUUCUGCAGGCCUAUCAUGAUGAAACCUAAGCCAGCCAAGCCAUCAACUCCAACUGAGACACCUCCACCUCCACCCCAGGGCAAUGAACCUCAAUCCCAAGGUGGUGAAUCUGGUGGUGAAAACCAGGUAGAAGGCAAUGGUGAGGUGCCUCCAGCUACUUCUGAGCCCAUGGAAACUGAUAAAUCAGAGGGCACCCAAAAUGCAGCGUAAGUGG
Molecule: messenger RNA, 2714 nt
Organism: Telopea speciosissima
Lineage: Eukaryota; Viridiplantae; Streptophyta; Magnoliopsida; Proteales; Proteaceae
Product: heat shock 70 kDa protein 15-like
Exons: 10
Coding region: 170-2710 (846 amino acids)
Biological process (GO): protein folding
Cellular component (GO): cytosol; nucleus
Molecular function (GO): ATP-dependent protein folding chaperone; ATP binding
Source: RefSeq, a predicted model, not a curated record